Molecule: messenger RNA, 879 nt
Organism: Huiozyma naganishii CBS 8797
Lineage: Eukaryota; Fungi; Ascomycota; Saccharomycetes; Saccharomycetales; Saccharomycetaceae
Gene: SEC17
Product: alpha-soluble NSF attachment protein SEC17
Exons: 1
Coding region: 1-879 (292 amino acids)
Biological process (GO): intracellular protein transport; SNARE complex disassembly
Cellular component (GO): SNARE complex; vacuolar membrane
Molecular function (GO): syntaxin binding; soluble NSF attachment protein activity
Source: RefSeq, a predicted model, not a curated record
AUGUCCGAUCCUGUGGAGUUGCUUGCAAGAGCAGAGAAGAAAGGUGUACCCUCUUCCGGGUUGAAGAAGUUCUUCGGUGGGUCAGGCUCUUACAAGUUCGAAGAGGCAGCGGACCUAUGUAUCCAAGCAGCUAACGUUUACAAACUAAGAAAACAGUUACAGCCAGCUGGUGAUGCAUUCGUGAAGGCCGCUCAGUACCAGAUCCAGGCUGGGAACGAGGAUGACGCUGGGAACGUCUACAUCGACGCUUACAAGUCGUACAAGGCAGCAAACUCUCCUCGUGAUGCAGUGACGUCCCUGGAUAUAGCCAUUGGGAUAUUCACUAAGAGAGGCCAGUUCCGUAGAGGUGCCAAUUUCAAGUUUGAGUUGGGGGAAGUGUACGAGACCGAUUUGCAUGAUUAUGCCGCAGCGAUAGAUGCGUACGAGACCGCUGGGGAAUGGUACGCUCAAGAUCAGGCGAUGGCACUAGCGAACAAAUCGUACCUCAAGUGUGCGGACCUCAAGGCGCUCGAUAACAGGUUCAUGGACGCCUCGGAGUUGUACUCGAAACUUAUCGCGAACAGUAUGGGGAACAGACUGUCGCAGUGGUCCCUUAAGGAGUACUACUUGAAGAAAGGGCUCUGUCAACUCGCAGCGACGGAUUCCGUAGCGGCAAGGAGAACCUUGCAAGAGGGACAACAGGAGGACCCAAACUUCGCAGACUCAAGAGAGUUUACACUGUUGCAGAACUUGGUAGAGGCGUACGACGAAAACGAUACAGAGAGACUAAGCUCCGUGGCGUUCGACUACGAUAAGUUCAGCAAACUGGACAAGUGGAAGACCACUAUUUUGCUCAAGAUCAAAGAAACCAUCGCAAAGGCAGAAGAUGACCUUCUGUGA